Messenger RNA from Hippocampus comes (tiger tail seahorse), 3266 nucleotides. RefSeq lists its product as uncharacterized. The record is from RefSeq and is a predicted model, not a curated record. The transcript has 6 exons. Gene Ontology annotation, biological process: Notch signaling pathway; protein ubiquitination. Gene Ontology annotation, molecular function: RNA binding. NCBI's taxonomy places the organism in Eukaryota, Metazoa, Chordata, Actinopteri, Syngnathiformes, Syngnathidae. The coding region runs from base 126 to 2993 and encodes 955 amino acids.
ACACGGACAGGCCAAAUGACAGUUUCACUUUAGUAUUGGCUCUUGAGUGUUUGGCGCUCUAUAAAAAGCGACAUAUAAACCACCGCGAAGAGUCUGUAAGGUAACAGAUACACAUUUUGCAGCAGAUGGAAGAGGCGAGCAGGACUGUGCGAGUGAGCGGCCUUCCUGCAGACAUUGCAGAAGAGCGGCUGAUCGAUAAAUUAACCGUCUACUUCCUGAGACCCAGAAACGGUGGAGGGGAAAUUGUGUCUGUUACAGUUGAUGGGACAAAGCCCGACUGUGCCCUGGUCCAGUUUGAAGACAGUGGAGUGUCCCAGAGAGUAAUCCAACAUGGCCAGCACACUCUCAAAGUGGACGGGAAAGAGUACAUGCUCACUGUCAGCGAGCAUCGCCAAAACCUGGAUCCUAACAAGGUCAUCACAAGUCUAACAGCGACUGUGGAUUGCAGUCAGAUUCCCAAUGGAAGGAGCACGUUGACUCGUCUGCUCGGGGAGCACCCCAGUAUUGAGACGAGCUGCGACUCGACAAAGACAUUAUGCCGACUGCGUGGUGCCUAUACCGAAGUGCAGUCAGUCUUAGCCCAGCUGCUUGGCUCCCAUCCUGAAGAUCCGCAGUCACUGGAGCUCUCAGGCUCAGGUCGACCUUUUGUUAGUUCCUCAGAGUUUCCGAUCAAGACCCCCAGGAAGAAAGGAGAUGAAAGAGAUCUUACUGGUGGUUUUCCCACCCCUGAAGAGGACCUCUCGCUGAUGGUGGAUGCAGACGUGUUCCAGUAUCUGCAGAAGCACCAUGGCCACGAGUACCAGCGCUUACUGAGUCGGUAUGGCGUCGAAGUGGUGGACGUGACCAAUCAGGGGAUCACUACUCUGUUUCUGCGAGUCACAACUGGCGAUGGCGACAAGGAACGAGACCGCAUAGAGCUCGCGAGGACGGCACUAAGUGAGCUUUACCAGGAGAGCGAGAGGAGAAUCUGUCAGGCUGAGCUACGCAAGAGUGACCUGGACCCUAGGGUGGACCUGCAGCAAGCGAUGGAGACGUUACGUGUCAGAUUUCCGAAACUUCUUCUCAGUGACAAUGACAGCUGUGUCUUCCUCAUCGGUGACUACACUGAGGUGUCCGAGGCCAAGCAAUUCCUCCUCCGGGAACAUCGAGUGGUGGAAACGGAAGACGUCGCUAGUCUUCUUGGAAUUCCGUCUUCUCGCCACACCACUGCUGAGGAGCGCGACACGCUUGCCGUGUCGCAGUCCAUCUCAAGCACUCUGAAUGUUGGGAAGAAUCGCGUGCGGCAAUCAGAAGAUGGCAAAACGUAUCAUGUGGCUGCUCGAUUUAAAGAGUCCGGCCCACCACGACAGACUCCUCCAGGAAACUUACGCGGAACCUCGAAUCCGAGGAAGCAUUCCACUCAUGAGUUGAGGUCGGAAGCAGCAGGAGACCCAAGUGGAGUUUUGCGUCCCUUAAUGAGGAAUAAAACCUCUUCAGACGUUGCUGUGAAGAGUACAAGAUCCUUCAGGACUCCCAUCCAAUCACCUGGAAAAGUCCACACGGGAUCCAUGGCGAAGAGAACUAACAGUUUUGCAGGAACGACUCAGCAGAGAUUUCAGAAGACUGAAGAUAAUUCCUCUGCAUUUCCGCCCAGAGCCAGGACCUCUAGCGUGAGUGACCAAAGACAGAAGGACCAACCUGAAGUCUACCAUGCGGAGGUUGUCAUGUCCACGAUGAUGUGGCUUCAUAUUAAAGAUGUCUACAGCAACCAAGUGGAAACCUUGACGUGCGACCUGCAACUAAAAGAGGGAGGAUCGCACGGGAGGAUCCAAUCCGUCAUCGUCAUCAGCGGCUCCGAGCAGUCUGCCGUCACUGCGUGCCAGCUUGCUUUACAGGAACUGGUUGACACCAUCAGCGCAGAUAUUUGCGUGCAUGAGCUUCACCUCUCUGAGCUCGGCGUCAGUGGCGUGGAAGAUGAAACCUUGCAGGCCUGCUGCGCGGAAGUUCGCCGACGCUUCACAAAGAUUAGUGUCCGGGUGAUGAGGAAUAGUUUGUAUCUCACCGGCCCUAAACGCUUGUGCGAUCAAGUAGCCGCUUCUCUGCGAGAGGUCUUUUCUGGAGACAGAACCCAAGCAGACAAGCAGAAUGACCCCACCAGCGCUUCAAUAGGGAGGCAAGUAAACGACGGCGACGCUUGUUCGUCCUCGGAAACCCAGCCAUAUUCUGCAACUCAGGAACGGAUCUCGCACCUUGAGGGCCAGGCUGAGCUUGCCAACGGAGCUGACAGUCAAGUUGCCAGGAAAGACUCCAUCCUCAAGGAGAAAUUGGAAAAGGCAAGCAUGAUGGAUAGACGUAAGACAUCGGUCCAAGGAAAUAAAGCGAGCCCGGCAAACGUGGAUGGCGCCUGGUCAGUGACGCCUCAAAAUGACAAAGUCACACAGUCUCAGCAGAAGGAACCCCAGCCAGGUGCCAUCUGCGUGUGUGGGGAGGCCGGCACCUCCAUGAAUAGGACGGAGUGCGGGGUGGUCAUGUGCACCAAGUGCCUGGAUGCCGUUCACAUCCAUUGUAGGGUGUGCCACAGUGGACCACCGCAGAACCCGACACCGGCGGGCAUCCAGGGCACAAUGAACCACUGCAAACUCAAUUUCAGCCUGCCUGGUCACAACAAGCAUGCCACCAUCAAGGUCACCUAUCUCGUUCCUGAUGGUAUACAAAAGGACCAUCACCCGUCUCCUGGAAAGCCCUUCCAAGGGGGCGUCUUCGAGGCCUUCCUCCCCGACUGCGACAAGAGCAGGAAUCUGUUGCCCAGGCUGGAAGACGCCUUCCGGCAGGGCCUCACCUUCACUGUGACGAGCAAGGAGAAGGGCUCCAGUGUGACCUGGGACACCAUCCCGCACAAGACCAGCCUGCAGGGCGGCCGAUCGGGGAACGGUUACCCGGAUUCUUCCUACUUGGAACGCCUCUCAGAAGUAUUGACGGCACACGGGAUUAAAGGUCAAUCUUUCACGUCUUGAGAGUUCCCGGUCGCAUUAUCCGUUUACACGUGGGAUUUGGUCUGAGCAUUUUAUAGUGUAAUAUUGCAAAUUGGGAUAAGAUGCAUAAAUGGGACGACCAUUCAUUUUACAAAAUACUUUUUAACAAAUAUUUUUCCACAAUCAUAAUUAAAAACUCUACAUAAAGCUUUACACUAAGGAUAAGGUGUCUUAUAAGAGAGGAGCCCGCUAUUUAAGGAAAUAUGGUCGCUUAAUUAUUAGCAGGUUAAACUGCAUCAAAAGCAAUUUAACCUU